CCUCCAUUCACUGGACAACAACAUCGCAUCGCACUACAUGCGCCGAACAACUGAAGCCACACACCAACAAUGAUACCCCGAUAAAGUCAAGCCAUCCAUCUCCUUCACCUCACACAAACACCCAACACCAUGUCCUCCCAAUCCCGCGACCUCCACCGCGCCCUCCUCCGCCCUUUCAUCAUCCACACCCUGCGCGCCGUAGGCUUCCACGGCACCAAGCCCUCCGUCCUCGACACGCUCGUCAACCUCGCCGAACGCCACCUCCUCCUCCUAGCCGACACAACAGCCAAACUAGCACUGAACAGCCACAACGAUCACAUCCCGACACUAAACGACGUGCGACAAGCGAUGGCCGAAUGCGGCGUUCUCGUGCCUCUCAAUACGAGCGCGGAGGAAACGUGGGACGAGACGCUGAGGCGGCCGCGCGAGGAGGAGGAUGUUGAGGAUGUGAGGCAAUUUUUGCGAUGGUUUGAUGGUGCGCAGCAUGCGGAGAUUAAGCGGGUAGCGGGCAUGGUGCCUGAGGCUGGAGCGGGGGCUGUGGGAGUUGGAGGCGGGGUGGUGAAGGAGGAGGACUUUUUGGAGCGGUUGAAGAAGAGGGGGUACAAGGGGGGCACGAUUGGGGGGAAUGAGGAUGCGAGAUUGGUGGGGACGGUGUUGGGGCGAGAGGCGGAGAGUAAAGGGGUGGUAGUGGAAGGCGGGCCGGUGCAGGACUUGAGGGAAUGGAGGCCCAAGGCGCAAGAUGUGUCGGUGCCGAAAGCGAGUGAGGAUAUGGAUGGAGGGACAGAUACGACGAUCACAUGA
Molecule: messenger RNA, 801 nt
Organism: Neohortaea acidophila
Lineage: Eukaryota; Fungi; Ascomycota; Dothideomycetes; Mycosphaerellales; Teratosphaeriaceae
Exons: 2
Coding region: 130-801 (223 amino acids)
Molecular function (GO): protein heterodimerization activity
Source: RefSeq, a predicted model, not a curated record